This is a messenger RNA of Erinaceus europaeus (western European hedgehog), 4150 nucleotides long. It is a transcript of the gene CSNK1A1, whose product is annotated as casein kinase 1 alpha 1. The coding region runs from base 553 to 1677 and encodes 374 amino acids. Gene Ontology annotation, molecular function: ATP binding; protein serine/threonine kinase activity. Gene Ontology annotation, biological process: peptidyl-serine phosphorylation; signal transduction; negative regulation of canonical Wnt signaling pathway. The transcript has 12 exons. Gene Ontology annotation, cellular component: nucleus; cytoplasm. Lineage: Eukaryota; Metazoa; Chordata; Mammalia; Eulipotyphla; Erinaceidae. The record is from RefSeq and is a predicted model, not a curated record.
AGUGCUCUGCGCCGUGAAGAAGCGGUUCCCGGGGACUGGGGGCAUUUUGUGUUGGCUGGAGCCGGAGUAACAAGAUGGCGGCGUCGGCGGAGUGACAGGGGUCCCUCCGGGCGGGAGCCGGCGGCUGUGGUGGCAGCGGUGUCGCCGCCCUAACUCACCGCGCCCCCUCCCCCCGUUUUUUAUUAUUACUUUUUUAUUUUUCCAGCCCGUGUCGUCGCUGCGAAGGCGAGGCAGCGGGCGGCCGCCCCUGAAACAAGUGGCCCAGCCCGGAACCCUGCUCGCCUCGCCGCCCCUCCCCAUUUCCUCCGCUGAGGCCUGGCCUUAAGAAACCCGGCUGAGCGGCGGCCAGCGGGUCCCCGAGCCCCCGGCCGAGACUGGGCCUGGUGACACCGAGCAAGAGGCGCCGCGCUCCGUUUCCCGCCGCCGCCCGCACCCCCUCCCCCGCCAUCCGCACCCCUCGCUCCGUGGAUCGUCACCCCGGGGUCCCCACCACCCGUCUGCCCUGCGAGGUGUCGGGGCUCGGCCCCACAGCCUCCAUCUUCGUCGCUCAGGAUGGCGAGCAGCAGCGGCUCUAAGGCCGAGUUCAUUGUAGGAGGGAAAUACAAACUGGUCCGGAAGAUUGGGUCUGGCUCCUUCGGGGACAUUUACCUGGCGAUCAACAUCACCAACGGCGAGGAAGUGGCAGUGAAGCUAGAGUCUCAGAAGGCCAGGCAUCCCCAGUUGCUGUACGAGAGUAAACUCUAUAAGAUUCUUCAAGGUGGGGUUGGCAUCCCCCACAUACGGUGGUAUGGUCAGGAAAAAGACUACAAUGUACUAGUCAUGGAUCUUCUUGGACCUAGCCUUGAAGACCUCUUCAAUUUCUGUUCAAGAAGGUUCACAAUGAAAACUGUUCUUAUGUUAGCUGACCAGAUGAUCAGUAGAAUUGAAUAUGUCCAUACAAAGAAUUUUAUACACAGAGACAUUAAACCAGAUAACUUCUUAAUGGGUAUUGGGCGUCACUGUAAUAAGUGUUUAGAAUCUCCAGUGGGGAAGAGGAAAAGAAGCAUGACUGUUAGUACUUCUCAGGACCCAUCUUUCUCAGGAUUAAACCAGUUAUUCCUUAUUGACUUUGGUUUGGCCAAAAAGUACAGAGACAACAGGACAAGGCAACAUAUACCAUACAGAGAAGAUAAGAACCUCACUGGCACUGCUCGAUAUGCUAGCAUCAAUGCACAUCUUGGUAUUGAACAAAGUCGCCGAGAUGACAUGGAAUCAUUAGGAUAUGUUUUAAUGUAUUUUAAUAGAACCAGCCUGCCAUGGCAAGGAUUAAAGGCUGCAACAAAGAAACAGAAAUACGAAAAGAUUAGUGAAAAGAAGAUGUCCACUCCUGUUGAAGUAUUAUGUAAGGGAUUCCCUGCAGAAUUUGCUAUGUACUUAAACUAUUGUCGUGGGCUGCGCUUUGAGGAAGCCCCGGAUUACAUGUAUCUGAGGCAGCUAUUUCGCAUUCUUUUCAGGACCCUGAACCACCAAUAUGACUACACAUUCGAUUGGACAAUGUUAAAACAGAAAGCAGCACAACAGGCAGCCUCUUCAAGUGGGCAGGGUCAACAGGCCCAAACCCCCACAGGCAAGCAAACUGACAAAACCAAGAGUAACAUGAAAGGUCUUAAAGAUGAGAAGUUGGAUCCACUGAGUUAGUAUGUUUCCUUGGACAAAAAUUGUUUCUAAGCAUGAAUCGAGGAACAGAAGAAGCAGAGCAGAUGAUCGGAGCAGCAUUUGUUUCUCCCCAAAUCUAGAAGUUUUAGUUCAUAUGUACACUAGCCAGUGGUUGUGGACAACCAUUUACUUGGUGUAAAGAACUUAAUUUCAGUAUAAACUGGCUCUGGGCAGCGUUUGAUGAUGCUGUAUCCUGAGUUGUAGCCGCUGUAAUUGUGAAUAUUAACUGAGAUAGUGAAACAUGGUGUCCAGUUUUCUAUUGCAUUUUUUCAAGUGGAAAAGUUAACUAAAUGGUUGACACACACAAAUUGGUGGAGAAAUUGUGCAUAUGCCAAUUUUUUGUUAAAACCCUUUAUUUUGAACUAUACUGCUUUGAGAUCUCAUUUCAGAAGAACGGCAUGAACAGUCUUCAGCCACAGUUGUGAUGGUUGUAAAUGCUCACAGUUAUGCAUUCUUAGGGUUUAUCUUUCCCUGGGGUUUGCAAGUUGUUCACUUAAAACAUUCUUAAAAUGGUUGGUUGGCUUCUUGUUUUUGCAAGCCAGCUAAUAUGGUAGCAACCAAAGAUUCCAGUGUUUGAGCAUAUGAAAGACUGCCUGCUUACCUGUGCUAGAAAUAACAGCAUCUAAAGUGAAGACUAAAGAAAAACUUAGUGACUACUAGAUUAUAUUAGGACUCUGCAUUAACUCUAUAAUGUUCUUGGUAUUAAAAAAAAUUUGUCACAAAUUUAGUUAACAUCUUACAACUGAACAUGUAUGUAUGUUGCUUAGAUAAAUGUAAUCACUGUAAACAUCUAUAUGAUCUGGGAUUUUGUUUUUAUUUUGAAAUGGGAGCUUUUUUUGUUUACAAGUUCAUUAAAAACUAAAAAAUGUUUCUGUAAGGAAAUGAGAGUUUUUUAAAACAACAAAAAUGCCUUGUAACUCACUAUGAAAUCAAAUCGCCCCAAUUUUUUUAGACUACUUUAAGCCAUUUGUUACAUACUCUUUUUCAAAUCAAUUUAAAUUUAGCGUUAUGACUUUUUUAAUUUAAUUUUUUUUUUUCUUGAAGGGAAAGGCAUUGAUUUUUCUUUAAGUCUUGCAAGCACACUAUCUGGUACUAUAGCUGCCAAGACUUUAUAUUGUAAUCCUGCCACAGCAGACCAACAGCUGGACUGAUUUUGAAUAACAAUGAAAGCUUUAAAGGGUUUGACUACAAAAUGAAGAUUUUCUAUAAAUUCCUUGUUUAUUGACUUUGAGUACGGAAAGCAUCACACCAAGUUAGGUUCAUGUCAUGGCUGGGUAGCCUCAGCCCCAUGUAUUUCUAUAAGUUAUCUGUAUUUCCUCUCAAUCUUAACUGCAUCUUUUUUUGAUCCAAGAGAAAGAGAAACUUAUUUACAACAAUUUUCUUUAAUGUAAUUUAUUAAGUUAUAGCAUGUCAGGAUAAAUUAAAAGAAAUUCUGUCUAAAAAUGCUGCCAGGAGCCUAUUGUGUAAAAUGUAGGUAUUUUGUAAAAUAACCUUGAAAUUGUAAAUUGACACAUGUGGUCAGAUUGUGUCAGGUUUAAUUGGUUUUGCUUUUUUUUUUUUUAAUUUGAAAACUACUUUAGCAAUAACUAAUUCCAUGGUUACAUUCUGCAUUAAAAUAUCUAUUAGCACCGUCAUCUUGCAGAAAUCUUAAUGAGUACAAACUUUUGGGGUAGACAGCUUCUUUGUUUCUUUUCUAUCCACUCAUGUCAGUUAAGGUAUUUGUUUCUUGACUAAUAAACCCUUUGAUACUUUUAGCCAGAAAUCAGUCUCAUAAAGCUAUUUUUGAGUAUAGUUUGUGUAAAAUAAAAAUGUUUAGCUUUGGUAAUAACUUUUCCAAGCUGAACUCCCUCUAGCAAGAUAUUUUUCAGUGCUUUUAUUUACUAUGCACUUAGACUAUGCACUUUUUCUGAAAUAUUUUUGUAACACUUAACUUUUUUGUAUUUUUGCCAUUUGAAAAGGUUGUGGUAUAGUUGGUCUGUAAUUAAGUUGCAGAUUUGAAACUGCUGUUAGCUUUGUAAAUCAAAAUAUAGGUGUUCUUGUCCUGGUAUGUCGUCAUCCAUCUACAGCUGGAGCUGGAAUCCCAUUGACCUUCUAGCUACCAUUCAUUUUCUUCACAGUUCACAAAAGAAGAAUGUGAAAUUCAGUGAAUGAUGUUACUAAUCCUGUCGGGAGAUGAAUCUCAUUUCACCAAAAUUAAAAUGUGUUUUUUCCACUAAAAUGAUGGUACAAGUUGAAGACACAUCAUUCUGAAAUUGGAAGACCUCACCACUUAAGGCUCCACAGCGGCUUACUCAGCUGAACUCUAGGUUAUUACUCUUUACUUUGUUCACCCGUUGGGCAGUGCAGUUUUCGUUUUUUCUUCUUUUUUUUAAUGUUGGGAGAUGGCCAUUUUAACUACUGUUGAAUGUCUGUUUUGGGAAGGUAUAACAAGAAAAUAAAAAAGAAUAUAUGUAAA